CGUUAUUUCGGAAUAAUUAAUAAAAAAUAAUUAGUAUUUAAAUAGAAAACGUCAGUAUAAAAUUUCGCAGUGUAAUUUUGUUUGCUAAACAUAAUAUAACAUCGCGACGUACCUAUUUGUUUAUGCAAAGGAACUAGGAAGUGAAAAUGUCAUUUUUACACGACCGUGACUUUUCUGCACUGCCAUCGAUACCGGAGUACUUCAAGGGGAAGACGGUGUUCCUUACUGGUGGCUCAGGCUUCAUUGGAAAAGUCUUGAUUGAAAAACUCCUGCGAUGUUGCCCUGACAUUGAUGCAAUUUAUGUCCUGAUGAGAGGCAAAGGAGAUUCGUCGCCAGAGAAAAGAAAAGAAGAAAUUUAUAAGCUAGAGUGUUUCGACGUGCUGCGUGUUAAAAAGCCUGGCAUAUUCGAAUCAAAAGUAUUCAUUAUUCCGGGGGAUGUCACGGAAUAUAAUUUAGGUAUGUCGGACGAUGACUAUGCGCUUGUAGUCAACAAGACAAACAUAUUUGUUCACUCGGCUGCAAGUGUCAGAUUUAACGACAAUUUAAAAAUAGCAGCAAAACUCAAUCUACUGGGGACCAAACAUGCUUUAGAUUUGGCUAAAGAAAUGCGCAAUUUGGAGAGCUUCAUUCACGUUUCUACAGCUUAUUCGAAUAAAAUUCAAAAUCCUUUGCAAGAGACACUGUACCCACCGGUAUUGGAUUGGAGGGAGUUGUUGGAAAUGUGCCAGCUGGACGACCACACGAUACAAGUUUUAACUCCUAAAAUCAUAGAUGAGCUACCCAACACGUACGUGAUCACGAAGCAUUGCGCCGAGCAAAUGGUGUACGAGGAACGAGGGAAUCUGCCCAUAGUCAUCGCCAGACCAUCUAUUGUGAUAAAUAGUGUGAAAGAGCCCGUUCCUGGCUGGAAUGACAACUUUAAUGGUCCUGUAGGAAUCAUUGUGGCGUUAGCAACAGGACUAUCAAGUAUUCUAUACGUGGAUCCAGAAGUAAGAAGUGACUAUGCCCCCGUAGACUUGGUAACCAGGGCCAUCAUCAGCGUAGCAUGGGCUAGAGGUACCAAGAAAUUCGAGCCCAGCGAUGAUAUACCGAUAUACAACAUGUGUGGCGGUGGCUACUUCAACCUGACUCCUGUGGAUCUGUACGAGCAUUCGAAACAGCCACUCGUGGAAAUGCCCCUUGCGGAUGUGAUACUGCCUCCAUCCUUCAAGUUCACUAAUUCUAAACUUGUGUUUACAUUUGAGGUACUUUGGUCACGGCUCUUUCUAUAUGCACUAAUUGAUUACAUAUUUGUAUUGGCUUCAAAAAAACCCAGGUUGCUCAAGCUGCUCCGUCGCCUUUACAUGGCUUGCAUAUCCCUCGAGAAGUUCUCCUGCAAGAACUGGUCCUUCAGAAUUGACAACGUGAGGGAGCUGAGCUCGAAGCUGAAGCCGGAAGACGUGGACGAGUUCAAGUACGCCAUAGAGAACAUAGACCUGGACAAAUACAUGCAUACCAGCGUCUACGGCGCCAGAAAAUACGUGAUCAGGCAGAGAACUGACAACUCGGAGGAGUUGCGGACGAAACAAUUUAGGUUAAAAAUUUUCGUAAUGGGUUUGAAGAUGGUUUUGUUCGCCUUCCUUAUGUGGUUCGUUAUUACCUCGAAUACAACUCAGAAGUUUUUGUCGAAGAUCAGCGACGAAUUGCUCGUGUUUGUAUGAUCAUAGUGUUCAAA
Aricia agestis (brown argus) is the source of this 1714-nucleotide messenger RNA. Its product is annotated as fatty acyl-CoA reductase 1-like. The record is from RefSeq and is a predicted model, not a curated record. Gene Ontology annotation, biological process: long-chain fatty-acyl-CoA metabolic process. Bases 147 to 1700 code for a protein of 517 amino acids. Gene Ontology annotation, cellular component: peroxisome. Gene Ontology annotation, molecular function: alcohol-forming very long-chain fatty acyl-CoA reductase (NADP+) activity. The transcript is spliced from 14 exons. Lineage: Eukaryota; Metazoa; Arthropoda; Insecta; Lepidoptera; Lycaenidae.